GCUGCGAGCUGACUGCCAGCACCAAGUCCUACACGUUUCAGGUGGAUGAGGAUGAUGACUCUGACCACGUUUUGGCCUUGUCUGUGGUGUGCCUCACAGAUGGUGCCAAGGAUGAGUGCAACGUGGUGGAGGUCGUCGGGCGAAACCACAAGAACCAGGAGAUCGCUGUGCCGGUGGCAAACCUGAAAUUGUCGUGCCAGCCCUUGCUGAGCCUGGACAACUUCAAGCUGCAGCCUCCGGUGACGUUCCGCCUGGCAGCAGGCUCUGGCCCCGUGCACCUCGCCGGCUGGCACCAGAUCUUGCACAGGGAUGAUGCUUCCUUUGAGGAGGACGAUGAAGACGAUGAUGUGUCUGAGGAGGAGAUGGCGCCCAUCGUGCCGGCCAAGAAGGAGAGAAGGAAGCAGUGACUUGUCUCCUGGCGAGGUGCUCGCUGGGACUUCUCCACAGACAGCUGUUACCUCAGACCCCUCUCACCAGGACCUCAACUUUUGCUGCGUUUUUUUUUUAAUUUUCUGUUGUACCUUUCGGGGGCGGUGGGCCAGGGCCGCUCCCAGCACCGAGCUGUCUCCUUUCCCACAUCCACGGGAGGUGGUCCCGUCUCCCCACUCCCGCGCUGGGUUUCGGGGAUGGCGGUGCUCACCCUGUGCCUUUUUGCUGCCCUGGACCUCUGCUGUGUGCACGGCCCUGCUGGCUCUGCAGUGCUCGGCGUGCCCUGCCCCGGCGGCUGCGCGUGGUGGCAGCGGUGGGAGGCGGCGUCCUCGCUUCCAGGACGGUGCUGGGAGCUUCUGGGUCAGUCCGCUCUGUAGAACCGUUUUGACACGCUGAAUAAAGGUGCGGGCUUGGUGCGGUG
Numida meleagris (helmeted guineafowl) is the source of this 850-nucleotide messenger RNA. RefSeq names its product nucleophosmin/nucleoplasmin 3 (gene NPM3). Gene Ontology annotation, cellular component: nucleolus; cytoplasm; nucleoplasm. The record is from RefSeq and is a predicted model, not a curated record. Gene Ontology annotation, biological process: chromatin remodeling. Gene Ontology annotation, molecular function: chromatin binding; RNA binding; histone binding. NCBI's taxonomy places the organism in Eukaryota, Metazoa, Chordata, Aves, Galliformes, Numididae.